This is a messenger RNA of Stegodyphus dumicola, 1289 nucleotides long. RefSeq lists its product as uncharacterized. Gene Ontology annotation, cellular component: chitin-based extracellular matrix. The record is from RefSeq and is a predicted model, not a curated record. NCBI's taxonomy places the organism in Eukaryota, Metazoa, Arthropoda, Arachnida, Araneae, Eresidae. Gene Ontology annotation, molecular function: structural constituent of chitin-based larval cuticle.
UCCUUAAUUUAUUCUGUGUUGCGUCUUCUUUGAUGAAAUUGUGCAAAAUGGAUAUUUCUAGUGGCAUUCUGUUUCUGUUCAUUAAUAUAAUAGCAACGAAAUUCAAAGACGAUAUUACCGAUGGCCUUGCUGAUCAUCUUGUUUUGCGGGAUAGCUACGGGAAGCUACCUCUAUGAAGAAAUAGAGGAAAAACACAGCCAACCCCAACCUUAUCGUUAUGGCUAUCAAGUGAAAGAUAAAGAAGCAACUCAAAGCCGCCACGAAGAAAGUGAUGGACAUGGGACAGUGAAAGGAAGUUACGGGUACACUGAUGAUAAAGGGCUGUAUAGAGAAGUGCAUUACGUUGCUGAUAAGCACGGCUUUCGCGCUACAGUCAAGACCAACGAACCGGGUACGGCAAACCAAGAUCCAGCACAUGUGAAGGUUGAGGCAGAUCCACAGUACAAUCAUCAAUAUGAACACUCGGCUCAUUUCGAACCCCAUCAGCAACACAUUGAAUUUCCUGAAGAAAUUCCCCAAGUACAGAAAGUAAUUUUGCCUGUUCGCAUUCAUCAUAUUGGUGAGUACCAACAGCCCCUCUCAUCUCUAAACUACUCACCUUUGAGUGGCUUCAGCUACAAUUCGCCAUCAAAGAGCUAUAAUUACAGAUCUAUUAUAAAGCAAAAUAAUUAUCCUCACGUGUCAGACGAACAAGAAGGAGGUUACAAUUUCCACGUCCCUCAUUAUCGCAAUAAUUAUGGACUAAACGCUUAUUCUGACGAAAACGAAGAUUUUAGUAGUUUCGGGCUAGGUGAUCUUGAGAAACACAAGGACAUUCUGGAGGAGCUCAAGAGUUUGAAUAAUGAGCAAAGAGAUAGCCUGCUUAAAGAACUAAGUAUUAGCAAAGAAAAACUCUAUGAAAAUCUUGAAAAACUAAAAUUCCGACGCAGUCAAAAGCAGUACGACCAUCUGAAACAUCUGCUCAGCAGAGAACACCUCGAUGAUGAACAUAAUGAUUUCUUUUUAUAGGAUAUGUCCUCGUAGAUGAAAAAUAUUGUUUUUUCUAUGAGGAUUUAUUUCCUUUUAAAUACAACCAGGAAGAAUAAGCAAUAUAUAUUGAAUUGUAUAUUGUCUUCAAUCUUUGAUUAUGGGCCAAAUUGCUUGUAUUAUUUAUCAUAUUAUUCAUUCAUUUUCACAGACGGUUAAUAUGUAUAAUAUUCUCUAAUGACUUGUUUUUAAUUGAAACCAUAUACAAUGGUGCAUAAAGGAAACCAUAAAAUGGUAUGUAAAAUAAAUUAUUGAAUUAUUGA